Molecule: messenger RNA, 1621 nt
Organism: Procambarus clarkii (red swamp crayfish)
Lineage: Eukaryota; Metazoa; Arthropoda; Malacostraca; Decapoda; Cambaridae
Molecular function (GO): serine-type endopeptidase inhibitor activity
Source: RefSeq, a predicted model, not a curated record
UCCCCGGAGACGUCAGUUGGCUACUGGCUGUGUGAGAGCUGUAUUCCGGGUUCCUGUACCGUUUAUUCCUUGGACUGUACCUGUGCACAAGUACAGCUUGUGGGCGCUCGAGCCCAACGUCUCUACAGCGUGACUCUUGUCUAAUAUCAGUCUAAGCCGGCGCCAUGGUGUCCUCCGGCCUGCUUGUUGCGGCGUUUGUGUUGGUUGUCAUGUCGGUGUCUGGGGACGUAGCAUUUGCCGCGACGCCUCUGCUGCCCCCUGACGCCGCGAUGUCUGGCUCACGAAGCGACUCCAUCAACACCUCCAGUGCUCCGGCGGCGACACACUCCAGGACUGGAGGCGCAGAAUUGGUGACGACGCUAGGAGAGAGCCUGCCUGGAGGUGAACAGGAAGAUGGUGGCAGGGAAGAGCGUGACGAGCCCUUCCUCCCCGGCAUCUUGACACACCUAUCUCUCCUUGAGGAACGUGAGGCAGAAGUGCCGCGGUGCCAGCAGCCAGUCCAGACGGGGAUGUGUCGGGGGAUGUACCGUAUGUGGUACUACGACACCGCCACCACCACCUGUACCAUGUUUAUCUAUGGCGGCUGUGGAGGAAACGACAAUAACUUCCUGACGGAGGCGCAUUGUCGCGCUGCCUGUCCAGACGUGGUGGCCUGCCCAGAGGACCCGAGCAGGACGUGUCUGGUGUCUGCGUCAGCCUGCGUCAACGCGACGUGUCCAGCGGAGCCGGAUGCCAUCUGUCGCGUUACUCCGUGCACUUGUCUUCCCGCCUUCGUCAACGAGGUUGGCGAUCCCGUUCGGUGCGAAGAGCAGACGCCUGUCCCAUCCCCACCUGCCCCAUCCUCACCUGCCCCAUCCCCACCUGCCUCAUCCCCACCUACCCCAUCCCCACCUGCCUCAUUCCCACCCACCUCUACCCCCACAUUAACAGAGAUAACCACCAUUACGCCCACGACCUCUGAUGAAGACGAAGUGGACGAGCUGCUGUGGGUGACGGUGGUGUGUGUGGCAGGAGGGGUGAUCCUGGCGGGGGCGAUGCUGUGGGCGCUGGUCCGCCACUGCAGGCUACACCACAAGGGCUUGUACAUCAUCUUCCUCGCCACCACCAACACCGACAGGGAACUCCGCCCCGCCAAGCAGGUCAACGCUCUAGACUCCACACCCGGCAAAUUCAAAGAGCUUUCCCACUUCCCAGUAUGAGAGGCAACGCCGGCGACGAGACGUCUCUUGAUAACUGUUUCUAGUUAAAGUUUAAAGCACGUUUAUACGUUAAGGUACUUAAAACUGAAGUGAUUAUAGAUGUUAAAUUUAAAUUUUCCAUUAACUAAUGUUUUAACGGAGUGGAAUACGGCAACAUUUGUUUUAGAGGCGCUAUUUGCAUUUAAGAUUUUUAAAUGUUAUUAAAACUAGCAUUAAAACGAUCACACUGAUAGUUUAUCAUGGAUUUUUUUAAUUUUGAGAAGGAUGUGGCAUGUUAGGCGACACUGGCAGUGAGAGGCAGCACAUGUACCUCUGGUAAAGUCACUGAUCAAAGUUAUUGUGAGAAGCUCAAAUUUUGUUCAAAGAAUUACUUGUGCAUUUUAAUUCUCUGUAGAUUUGUGAAUAAAUCUUUCCUUUUUUAA